UGUGCAGCUGCUUUUGCCCAAGCUUUUCCAAGCAUAGAAAAUAUUUCGGCCGCGCAUCAACAGCGAGAAGUCAAAUUGCACAACUGUGUACUUGGAUUAUAACCAGGGCAAGCUUUCAGGUGCCGACUUAAGAAAUGAGUAUUAUUCAGAAAAUAAGGGACGUUGAGGACGAGAUGGCAAGGACACAGAAGAAUAAGGCCACCAUGGGCCAUCUGGGUAUGCUCAAGGCGAAGCUUGCUAAGUUACGUCGAGAUCUCUUGGAGCCCGGCAGUGGGGUGAAAGGAGGGCCUAGUGGCGAAGGAUUCGAUGUUACUAAGGUGGGUGAUGCUCGAGUGGGCUUCGUCGGCUUCCCUUCUGUGGGCAAGUCAACACUUCUGACCAAGUUGACUGGGACCUAUUCGGAGGCUGCUUCUUACGAGUUCACGACGCUGACAUGCAUCCCCGGCAUUGUACGCUAUCGUGGAGCCAAAAUUCAAAUGCUUGACCUGCCUGGCAUAAUUGAAGGCGCCAAGGAUGGCAAGGGUCGCGGUCGGCAGGUCAUCUCAACUGCCCGCACCUGCAACCUUAUUCUCAUUGUCCUGGACUGCCUCAAGCCGCUCACUCACAAGCGUCUCAUCGAGCAUGAGCUGGAGGGUUUUGGCAUUCGCCUCAAUAAGAAGCCGCCAAACAUUACAUUCAGGAAGAAGGAUCGUGGUGGCAUCAAUUUCACGUGCAUUACUCAAAACCUGAAGCUGGACCUGGAUACGGUCAAGGCGGUGUGCUCAGAGUACCGAAUCCAUAACGCCGAUAUCCAUGUGAACGAUGACUACGAGAUCGACGACCUAGUUGAUGUCAUUGAGGGUUCCCGCGUCUACAUUCCCGCCAUCUAUGUCAUCAAUAAAAUCGACCAAAUAACCAUUGAGGAGUUGGAGGUCAUGGACAAGUUACCACACUACUGCCCCAUUUGUGCCUUUCACGAGUGGAAUUUGGACGGGCUGAUUGAGAUGGCAUGGGAUUACCUGGACCUGGUGCGGGUCUACACCAAGCCAAAGGGCAGGUUGCCCGAUUUCAAUGAGCCUGUUGUGCUACAGCGGCAGCACUGCACUGUGGAGGACUUCUGCAACCGCAUCCAUAAGACGCUUAUCAAACAGUUCAAGUAUGCGCUGGUGUGGGGCUCCUCCGUGAAACAUCGACCACAACGUGUGGGAAGGGAUCAUGUCCUGCACGAUGAAGACAUUGUUCAGAUUGUCAAGCGGAUUUGACACCGUGGUGAAGCUACUGAUCUUAAGUGCAUAAUUUGGGUGUAAUGUGGUGAUACCC
Molecule: messenger RNA, 1299 nt
Organism: Volvox carteri f. nagariensis
Lineage: Eukaryota; Viridiplantae; Chlorophyta; Chlorophyceae; Chlamydomonadales; Volvocaceae
Exons: 11
Coding region: 135-1241 (368 amino acids)
Biological process (GO): cytoplasmic translation
Cellular component (GO): cytoplasm
Molecular function (GO): GTPase activity; GTP binding
Source: RefSeq, a predicted model, not a curated record